Molecule: messenger RNA, 1686 nt
Organism: Saccharomyces cerevisiae S288C
Lineage: Eukaryota; Fungi; Ascomycota; Saccharomycetes; Saccharomycetales; Saccharomycetaceae
Gene: MRH4
Product: ATP-dependent RNA helicase
Exons: 1
Coding region: 1-1686 (561 amino acids)
Cellular component (GO): mitochondrion
Molecular function (GO): RNA helicase activity; nucleic acid binding; ATP hydrolysis activity
Source: RefSeq, marked reviewed
AUGUCGCUUUUUUUCAAGCCAGUAAUUUCACCACAGUGGUCUUUCCCCGUGCUUCUCAAGAUAGGAGUGCGUUCUUAUGCGGGAGGCCCAAGAACAAAGCAUAAAGGAAACUCUCCAUUAGCUUCAGUGCCUACAGGCAGUAGUAAUAAAAACCGAAAACAGAAGGCCAAAGGCAAAAAAGGUAACAAAAAGAAUGACCCUGACCAAGCAUUCAACUUUGGAGAGUAUGGUGGAUUGAAAAAAGACGUCGAGAUGAAUAUGGACAGUACGAAUAAACUCAUUCAAAAAAUAUCGAAUUUCGACCAAUUGCUUAUACUUCCACCUGUCAGAGACGCUGUGAAAGAAAUCAUUUCCAAAGAGUCCCUGAAGCUACAAGAUAGUAGGAAAAAAACCAGUGAAAAUAUAAUACCGAGUCCCAUUCAAACAGUGGCCAUUAAGAGAAUAUCCAAAAAUUUAAUGGAUCCAAAGUUACAAAUACAUGCGAUUGCCGCUGAGACAGGUUCAGGUAAGACCAUGGCCUACUUGAUACCUUUAAUAGACUAUUUGAAAAGACAGGAGUUGGAAACUCCCGAAUUAUGGGAAACAUUAAGAAAAAACGUUCUGAUUCGGUCCAUCAUACUGGUGCCUACGCAUGAAUUGGUUGACCAAGUAUACGAAACUGUUUCCAAGACGAAAACCUUGUUAGGCUUAAACUCUUUCAAGUGGGACAAGGCCACAUCAUAUCGUGAUUUAUUAGAGAACAUUAAAAAUAGAAUAGAUAUUUUAGUCACUACUCCGGGAAAACUACUGAACCUGUUCUCCAUAAGAAUGAUAACUAGACCUGAUAAAGUCUUGUCCAAAGUGGGUUUCGUAGUACUAGAUGAAGCUGACACACUUCUAGAUAGGUCAUGGCUUGAAGAAACGCACUCCGCAAUAAAGAGAAUUCCUAACAUUAAUCACCUUAUUUUCUGUUCCGCUACUAUUCCUCAAGAGUUUAAUAAAACAAUGCAAAGACUAUUUCCUACAGUGGUUCCUAUAAUGACACCCAGACUGCAUAAGUUACCAUUCGCUUUGGACUUUAAAGUUAUAAAUUCUGCCUUAAGUCCUUUCAAGGGAUCCAAGAUCAAAGCAUUGGCACAAACUUUAUAUGCUAUUUCAAAUGAUGACACGGAACCAGGGUUCGAGAAAAGAUGCAUUAUCUUUGUUAACGAAAAAAAGAAUGUUCCUGAAAUUGUUAACCUAUUGAAUAAGAAAUUCGGUCAUAAUGCCAUCGGUUUAACUGGUGAAGAUACAUUUGAAGAAAGAUCCGAGAAAAUUAUGCCCUUUUUAUCACCACCGCGACCACUUUCGGAGGUGGUUGCUCAGAGUACUUCACCUCCCACUUCCUUGAAGAAAUUUGAAAUUCCUGAUUCCAACAUCGUCAUCGGCAAAUUGAAAAACACAAAUUCUAAUGGUACCGCACCCAGUAACAAGUCUUUGCAUGUACUCGUAACCACCGACCUCAUGGCAAGAGGGCUCAAUUUCAAAGGUGUACGGAAUGUUGUUCUCUACGAUGUACCCAAAACGUCAAUAGACCUGAUACACCGAGUGGGCAGAACUGCUAGAAUGAAACAGGGCGGCCGCGUAUUUAUGCUAACUGACAGUAAAACAAAAUCUUGGGCUAAAGCUCUUCCAAAGAUCAUCAAAAAGCACCAGAGAUUAUCAUGA